AUGCAUCCUCAUGAGCAUAACGGGUUUUGCAAGCGUUGCUUCGAUGUGGGGUCAGUCAACGCUCAGGGCGGACACGAUAUGGCCUCGGAAUGGCCAGUUGAUAAAUGUCACAGACACGACUCAGAAGGCUUUGACCUUUUGGAUCCUCCCUAUGAGGCAGUCAAGGACCUCGAUGUCCUGGAAGGCAUCGGCCAUACAGGAAUGACAAUAUCCAUCAUUCCCGCCCUAACUCAAUCCGAAAAACACGAUUCACAGAGCCGCCUCCAGGAAAUUCAGUCCAAAGCCGCUACAGGAUCGACUCUUAGUAAAGUAGCCUGUGGCUCUUCCAUCGCCACCCUUCCCGAAGACUCAGGAUCUGGAUCAAUUGCUGAAAGAACCUUUUUCAAUUUUAAAACGCUAGAGGAAGCGGGAGAGAUGGCACUGAUACACAACACAGCCGCUGAUGACCAUGACAAAACCACGUACUCGAAAGCAACCAACGAGGAUCCCACCCAGACGCGUGAUUUUGUGCACGAGUUGGCCAGCGAUAUUUACGGGAAGCUGGGGCCUACUAUUAAUCCCGAAGAUUGGCCACUUCUAUCAAGGACGCUCCCUGACCUUCUCAAAGCCCUUGCUAUCAAAAUUGGUAGCAGUGGCAACUCGCAGGCCCACCGAGACAUCAUGUACCUCAUACAUAAGGAGCACCAAAACAUUGUCGACAAAUUUCAGAACCUGAUAAUUUGCCCGCUGGAGGAUGCUGAAGUGCCAAUUUGUGCUGACGUUGACAAUAUGUCACUGCGAGACAAGAUGGACUUGUGGGAUCAAAUGUUAUCUGUCGACGAGGACAAAACCAGUCACGGCGAGUUGUUUCAAAAUAAGGCCGACAACGACUCCAGCACAGCUGCUUCAUUCAUGUACAAAAAGAUGGUCCUUGAAAGCAAGGGCUAUGACUGGCUGAUUCAAAGUCUCAAGACAGAACUCUUACUCGAACGGGACGAAACUGCUUCCUUGAGCGAUGGUACAUCAAUCCGACGACAGAUUCUUUCCAUGCUUCCGUCCGGGGAUAUCAGCAAACGAAUAUGCCCAACCAAUCACCAUGUCGUGUUUCGCAUCCCCACGCCAUCGAUUAAUCAUCUGCGGUCGGAUCGAAUCGUGGUUACUUCAAGUUCUUGCAAUCUUCAGUUGACACGGAUUUCAACAUAUGUGGACCAGACCUGGCCAUUGUUUGGCAGGAAAGUGCUCUCUGUAAUAUCUUUUCUCGGGAACACAUUCCAAGGUUGGGGCCGUCGCACAAGUUGGUUCUCAACCGUUCUGGGCGAUGAAACGGAACUUUUAACAUUUGCCGGACGGUCACAUUCGCUUGUCAGCCUCGUUGGGCCGAGUUACUCUAUCGCAGAAGUUGGGGAGCAGAUUGCCUGGCUUGUGGCUGCUACCUCUGAAUAUUCAUCUUCUGGCGAUGGCGGCGUCAUCCUCGGCAUCCCCUCAAUUUCCAUGACCGGCACAUUUCACUGUAACUCUUAUCCAGCCACAUGGGCAAGCUUCGAGUCUCUUCAGCCACUAUCCAGUACUAUCUCAAACACGGGAGCCUUUGUCGCGGUCGAAAUAGAAGUUCUUGGGAGUAAGAAACUUCUCCAAGGAAAGCCAGCAGCAUUUUGGGGUCGCUUGCUGGGAUAUUCAUCUGGUCCUCCAAUUAUCCAGAGAUAUCCGACGGCUCGGAGACGGGAAGGGUGCCCAGGCCUUGAACUGUCCUAUGACAUGUUGCAGGUUGCACGAAGCACCGGUUUCGGUCAAAGUACCGCCCUCAAAGAGUCCUUUGCUGCCCUUGUUCUAGCAGGAGCAUCUAAAGGCGUGUUCUACUGGCACGAACCGCACUCAUGUAGAUGCUCCACUGAGCUCUUCUUGGAAGCCCACGGAGACAGCAUCCCCUCGCAACCGCCUAGCGAUGCCUUGAAAGGCGCUCGGCAUGUCAUCUGCGACUGUGAGCUCUACAUGGAAACGGAAGGCGAUACAACCCCCUCGGCAUCCACGUCUACCUCCAGCACCUCUCUAACUGGUGUCAUUUUAUCGGUGUCAAGCGAUUCCGUAAACAUCAUCCAGCAGGAUCGUGUGGGCCCUGGAUUUUGCUUCUUCAAAAAUGUGCUUCAGCAUAUAGUCAAAGGCUAUCUCCGUCAGGCACCUAGCGAUGGCGCAACUUUUGUAGGCAACGCGAAAGCAUUACCCUCUGGAACACAUUCAUCCACCUCGAACGGCGACUCUUCAAGGCAAAGCAUGCCUUACAAACGACGCCGCGAGAACAAACACUCCAGGGGUGAUGAGGAUGAGAACAACCUUCAACCAAGGAAAAGACUCAAGGGCCCGCCAUCUCAUUCUUUGGAAAAGCCAAGAUUUCUGGCUUGCCCAUUCUGGAAACUCGAUCCAAACAAGCAUUGGGAGUGCUUUUUGAAGAAGCUCACAACGGUCAGUUAUGUCAAGCAGCACUUGAGUAGACGACAUACCCCUGCUCUCUAUUGUCAGACGUGCUUCGCCAUUUUUGACGACGAGGCCCUCCUCGAAAGCCAUAUCCUCAGCAGAUCCUGUGAACGAGAUCCUCUGGAAAGUUUGGAAGGUAUCUCGACAAUUCAAAGCCGCAAGCUCUCCCAGAAGUCCAAAGGGACGACCGAGGAGCAGUGGUAUGCCAUCUGGGACAUCCUCUUUCCAAGCGAGUCACGACCACUGAGUAUCUACAUCGACUCUGACCAGUCAGCAGACUUCGUUCUCCUGCGAGAGUUUAGUCAGAGAGAGGGUGUUUCUAUUCUUCACGACAGGAUUCGGGCAACAGGGCGAAUAUUGAGACCAGACGUGCCAGAGCAAGAGGUGAGGGACAUACUUCGCCAAGCGCUCGAUUCAUUCUUCGACUAUUACCGCAUGAACGUAGCCCCGGUCCCAGCGGAGCCUCCGCAGACUAGAAGCCGUACAUCGGGUGACUCAAGGCCGCAAGGGGUCAUGGCAGACAACCGAAGCACAGACAGCGGGGUGAUACUGACUUCUCACUCCUCUCAUGGCUCCCGUGCCGACGACCAGGCGAUCACAUCGAUGCCAGAGGACAACAAUGCAGGAACGCCGGCAAUAGAAGCCAUCGAGUCAGCGACCCAAGCUCAAACGGACCCCGUUGGUUCCUUACAAGUACUGGAAGCCUUCAACACGGAUGUAUCGGAGGACUGGGGGAUCUUAAGAGAAACGGAGAGUGUUUUCGGAGGGGCCAACUUAGACGAGCUAUACGAUAGGUUGAUUGUUCAAGGUGGUAUGGCGGAGCUUGAUGGGGGCCUGGACGCCGAAACAUGA
This is a messenger RNA of Fusarium keratoplasticum, 3300 nucleotides long. RefSeq lists its product as uncharacterized. Bases 1 to 3300 code for a protein of 1099 amino acids. The transcript is spliced from 4 exons. The record is from RefSeq and is a predicted model, not a curated record. NCBI's taxonomy places the organism in Eukaryota, Fungi, Ascomycota, Sordariomycetes, Hypocreales, Nectriaceae.